AUGGCUCGAGCAAGACUAUUUAAUAAAUUAAUUCGUUCUGAAUCAGUAAAUUCUGAUGAUACUCUAAUUGCAGAAAUAAGAUCUGUUACAUUUAAUAUAUUAGCUGAAACCAUUCUAUUAGGUCCACCAGUAAAGAUUACUCUUCGAGAUACCGUUAAUGGAUCUGGAAUAAGUGGAG
This is a messenger RNA of Acaulospora colombiana, 178 nucleotides long. NCBI's taxonomy places the organism in Eukaryota, Fungi, Glomeromycota, Glomeromycetes, Diversisporales, Acaulosporaceae. The record is from the annotation of a GenBank genome assembly.